Molecule: messenger RNA, 7265 nt
Organism: Ictalurus furcatus (blue catfish)
Lineage: Eukaryota; Metazoa; Chordata; Actinopteri; Siluriformes; Ictaluridae
Gene: jarid2b
Product: jumonji, AT rich interactive domain 2b
Exons: 17
Coding region: 1762-5202 (1146 amino acids)
Biological process (GO): chromatin remodeling
Cellular component (GO): nucleus
Molecular function (GO): DNA binding; histone demethylase activity
Source: RefSeq, a predicted model, not a curated record
GUGUGUCUGAAGCUCCAGAGACCCAACCUACCGCAGCGAGGUCCGGGUGUGUGUGAAGGCUCACGAUGACACACUGCGGUUUUGCUCUCUUCGCAAACAGCCGGUUGUCUGGACUUGCUUCCUCCGCUCUUCUUUAUUCUCUACAAACAGGUUCUCCGUCAAGGCGGCCGCUUAGAACGACCGACGCUGCCGUCCUGUCUGUCUCUCCCUCAUCCUCUCCUGUUAUUUACCUGCCAUUUGCAGUCUCGUGGCUUUUGCUUCCUGCUUCCUGGUUCCUGUUGUCGUAUCUUUGGUGUGUUGGUCACGGACUGGGCGUGGUGUUUCAGUGUCUGUCGAUUCGAACGCCGACGCUGCCCCGAGGCUGCGUCCACGUGAAUCCGGAUAGAUGUGAAAACGCAUCUUUUUUCCCCUCUUGGUUUUGGCCUGGUUUUUUCGAAAACGCUCUCCCAAGCGGAUACAUUUGAAAACGCUGUUUUCCGUGGUGUCGCGUGGACCGAGAAAACGGAGAUAUUCCAAAACAACGAUGUAUUUGUAGUCACGUGAUGCAGUCACGUGACCCGUUCAACUCGCAACGAACAAGAUGGUGGACGGGGUAGUACUGCGGUUGUAGUGUAGCUUUGUUAAAGAAUAAUGUCACUACAAUAUACCACCUUCAGACCAGAGCUUCUAACGUUGUCUACGCAUGCGCAGUAGACGGAGAGCGUUUUAAAGCGAAAACGCAGUUUAUAGAUCUAUCCGGAUUAACGUAGACAUAACCUUAAAUAGACACCUGCGGUACGUCAUCGUCAUCAUCAUCGUCAUCAGCAUCCACCGUCUUGUUUGUUCAGAGUUGAACGGGUCACGCGACUAAAAAUACGUCGUCGUUUUUUGAACAUCUUCGUCUUGUCGGUCCACGCGACACCACGAAAAUAACGUUUUCAGUUAUCCACUUGGGAGGGCGUUUCCGGAAAGCUCCGUUUUUUUCGCCGGACAAAACCGCCGUCUCGGUGUGCACGGAAGGACAAAACGUAGAGGUGCGUUUUGAGAUUUAUCCGGAUUAACGUAGACGUGGCCUAAAAAACUCCAGUGCUUUUCCUCGAUAUCACCGCGUCAAUUCAAACACACGGAAGCGCCAGCGUAGGCCGAGUGUGUUGAAAUGAAAAUGCAGUCUUCGGAUCUAUCCGGAUUAACGUGGACGCCGCCUGAAGAGAGAAAGGAACAAACAAAAACCGAGGACAUCAAGUGGUGUCUAAAAGUCACAGUUUGACAAGUUUCAGCUCCGCCCCUUUAACUUAAAAGGCAGCUUAUGUUAUCGGAUCUCCUCCUGAAGACUUCCUGCAUCAGUGUUCUGAAAAAAAGUUCUGACACUGGAGACUCCUUCCAAAACUGAACAUCUCCUAACAGAAAACUUCGCCAUGUCAAUGAAUACACACUUUUUUUUUAUUGUUUUAAUUUUAUUUAUUUUAAUUUUUUUAAGUCAGUUUAUGUGGAGAGUUCAGUGUACAAGUCCCUGUGUUGGAUGUUAUUCACCACCUUCUGUGGGGCUCUAAGGGCAGUUCUGUGACGCUCUCUGUCUCUCUUUCUGUAGGUUCUCUGUCGAGUGUCCAGCUCAAUGGUUCUGGCUCUAAAGGAGGACGUAAAGAGGACGACUCUCGCUCACAGAGCACGGACGGAGGGAGCGAGUGCUGGGAGGAUGGACCGGCCAAAAAGAGACCCAGACUGCAGGCCCAGAGGAAAUUUGCUCAGUCUCAGCCCAACUCUCCCAGCAGCACGCCGGUGAAGAUGGCCGACGCGUCACUGCCCACGCCAGCCACGCAGAUCACCGAUCUCUCCAGACGCAAGCCCAAGACCGAGGACUUCCUCACGUUCCUCUGCCUCCGAGGCUCCCCGGCUUUACCCAGUAACAUGGCCUACUUCGGCAGCUCUCAGGAUGAGGACGAGCUGGAGGACGAUGACGAAUGCGAGGAGGAGAAGCCGCCCAGCGUGGCAUCCACGUCAUGCCAGUCCACACCACGGAAAGGCAAACCUCCCGGCAGACUCAACGGACAGGUGUUUAAUGGCCACGCUAAGCUGAUGAAGGAGAGGGAGAGCACGCUGAGGCCCAAACUCAGAGAGUCGUCAAUCGGGAAGGAGCGCUCGGAGCGACUGGAGGAGUGGAGAGACGUCCCACAAUCCACCACAAGCAGAACUCACACCUCCAAUGGAGUCGGCAUUAAAGGAACCACAGAGGAACUACGCAAGCAGGUCAUUAAAGUGAAUGGCUUUUCGCAGCCAGCUCCUGCGAACGUGGCCACUGCCAAAAAGUCAAAAGACUGCCGCCUACCCUCCAGAACUGUGAAGUACACGGCCACCGUGACCAAGGGCCACGUCACCUACACCAAAGCGAAAGGAGAACUGGUAAAGAAAGCCAAACUGAACCACAGCAAACAUUCUGCUGCUGCUGCUGGCGGUAAUCAGCAUCCAGCCAGCAACGGGCAUGGUGCCCAGCCCCCUCACUCAGGGAAAGCCCCAAGUGGCAAUGCAAAAACCCGAAAACAGGUGCUGUUAUCAAACGGGCUGCAUGGUGCAGCCAAUGGGGGCGCCAGUGUUCGCUUCAACGGGAAGGUCAAUGGACUCCAUGGCUCCAAGGAGGAAGAGUUGGAGAACGAAGGCCGGCAGGGGCGGCAUGGUCUGCGCAAUUCCAAACGCAGGAUGGAUACAGGAUCGGAGGUUAUGGAGCCGAAGUCCAAGGUCUUGUUCUCAGAGGCUAAAAAGCCUAAACUGGCGUCACUUCCUGUAGUGGAGACGCGCAGCAAGAAGGUGCUAAACCAGGACAAGGCUGCAGCUGCCCUUGCUAACGGGCACAGCAUCACGGAAACAGCUGCCUCACCCACACCAAAAACAGGCCCCACCCCUGCUCCAGCCUCACCAGCUGCGCCAGGCUCCGCUCACCAGAGCCCAGCCAAUCCGGAGCCGGCAAGGCAACGGCCCAAGCGUGCCACAGCCGGGAGGCUGAUGUUCAUCCAUAGAGUGCAGCAGAGGACCAAGAGCUGGCACGCUAACUCUAAUGCUAACACUACCUCAACCAGCAGGCUCUUGAGAGGGUCAGAGCCUCAGAGCACACCUCAGCGGGUGGAGCGGGAACGUGAGAGGGAAAAGGAGCGGGAAAAGGAGCGUGAGAGAAGCCGGGCAGGCCUGGCAGCGCUGUCUGAGGUUCCCGUAUUGAGGCCCAACUCACGGGAGUUUCAGGAUCCACUGGUGUACCUGGACUCGGUGCGAGAAUGCGCAGAAGCGAGUGGGCUGUGCCGAGUGGUCCCGCCUCCCGACUGGCGUCCCGAGUGCAAGCUAAAUGACGAGAUGCGCUUCGUCACACAGGUGCAGCGGGUGCACAAGCUCGGCCGUCGCUGGGGCCCCAACGUCCAGAAACUCGCCUGCAUCAAGAAACACCUCAAAUCUCAGGGCAUCAGCAUGGAGGAGCCACCAGUCAUCGGAGGCUGUGAGGUGGACCUGGCACGCUUCUCUGAGCUGGUCAGCGACAUGGGUGGCAUGCAGCGGGUGAUGGAUCUGAAGAAGUGGAGCCGUUUGGCGGAUCUGCUCCGGAUCCCGAGGUCGGCCCAGGAACGGCUGGCCAAGCUCCAGGAGGCCUACCUGCAGUUCCUGCUGUCCUACGACCAGCUUUCUCCGCACGAGCAGCGACGCCUCGAGCAUGAAGUGCUGGCCGAGAAGGAGACGCUGGAGCGCCGCCGGGGGCCCCUGGAGGGUCACUCGGAGAGCGGGAACGGCCACGCCCUGGCACUGCCACGAUACGAGCCCAAGAAUGGGCUCCACGGACCGGGCAAGGAGACGGAGACGCCGCGUAACCCCGGACGCCGUCGACUCUUCUCUCACGAGAAGAAAAAAGAGGGUCGAGUAGAAGAGGAAGGAAAUGACGGGGUUCUCGGCGACCAACACAAGUGUAUUUAUAAGGGGCGAUCAGUGUCUUUGACCACCUUCUACAGAAUAGCCCGGAACGCGAUGAUGUGCUUUAAUAAGGAACCCGGAGCAUCAGAAGUUGAGCAAGAGUACUGGCGAAUAGUGGAGCAGAGGGACUGCCACGUAGCGGUGCAUUAUGGGAAAGUGGACACGAGCACGCACGGAAGCGGCUUUCCUGUGGGCAAGUCCGAGCCGUUCUCAAAACACGGAUGGAACCUCACUGUCCUCCCUCACAACUCCGGCUCCAUCCUGCGCCACCUCGGUGCCGUGCCCGGGGUGACUGUUCCCUGGCUGAACAUUGGCAUGGUCUUUUCUACCUCAUGCUGGUCCCGAGACCAAAACCGCCUUCCAUAUAUUGAUUACUUACACACUGGUGCUGACUGCAUUUGGUAUUCGAUUCCUGCUGAGGAGAAAGCUAAGCUUGAUAAUGUAGUGCACACGCUGCUGCAGGCCAACGGCACACCGGGACUCGAGAUGCUGGAGAAGAACAUAAUGAUCUCUCCGGAGGUGCUGAGUCGCGAGGGGAUUAAAGUUCACCGCACGGUGCAGCAGAGCGGACAGUUCGUGGUGGUUUUUCCCGGCACAUUCGUCUCCAGAGUGUGUUGUGGGUACAGUGUGUCGGAGACGGUGCACUUCGCCACGCCCCAGUGGAUGAACCUGGGCUACGAGGCUGCCAAGGAUCUGAAAUGCAGGCGCAUCGCUAAGCCCUUCUCCAUGGAGAAGCUGCUGUACCAGAUCGCCACGGCCGAGGCCAAACGAGAGAAUGCACUUCUGCUGAGUACAAUCUCCUCUCUUCUCAAAGAUCUCAGGAACAUAGAGAUGAGGCAGAGGCAGGAGCUCUACGAGGCCGGUCUGCUCUCCUCCGCCCGCUACGGCACUCACGAUAACGGGCUCGCAGACAACAGGAAGAAACCACGCAAGUGGCCGGCGCUUGAGUCGUCCGAGAGACGCUGCCAGAUGUGCCAGCACCUCUGUUACCUGUCCAUGGUGGUGCAGGAGAACGAGAACGUGGUGUUCUGUCUGGAGUGUGCACUGCGCUAUGUGGAGAAACACAAAUCCUGCCGUGGCCUGAAGAUGAUGUACCGCUACGACGAGGAGCAGAUCAACAGUUUGGUGAAUCUGGUGUCCUGUAAAGCCAUGAAGAGUUCAGCGGAAAGCUGUAACGGCUCCAGUCCUAACAAAACCCCGACCAAGCGCCGCCCGAGGAAGAGCGCCUCCUUAGAGCUGACUCUCACCCGCUUGGGCAAAAACGCCACCGUGGUCGUCUCAUGAGAGAGAAAGAGAGAGAGAGAGAGAGAGACGUCCCGCUCUGAGCUCCUGAGAUCUGCUUUUAACUAAUCACCUCUCUCUCACCCUAUCUCCGUCACGAUGUCUCUCUCAGACACGGAUCUUCUGCCUCCUACAGUACAGCGAAACUUGCUGUGUGCGAGCGAGCUGCCUUUUUUGCACUAGAGCGAAAGAAGGUUUUCUUUGGAUUUGUUUUUUUUACAUAUAUAUUUUUUUAUUUUAGUUAGCAUUAAGCUCCAUGCUCCCCAGUCUGAUUACUGGAGCUAGACAGAUGUCGUCCUCUCGCACGAACCCUUUUUUUUUUUCUUUUUUCUUUUUUCCUCCUCAUCCUCGGCCCUGUCGACUGCAUACACACUCAGCCUGAACUGUGAAUUGAGACACGUUGGUGCUCCUCUUUUUGUUAUUUUUUUAUUUCUGUGUCAAGAUUCCAGAGACGCAAAUGCCGUUCGCUCGGCCUGGACUGCUUAGUUCUGUUUUUGUUUGUUUGUUUGUUUGUUUGUUUGUUUGUUUUUCUCUUUUUUUAAAAAAAACAACAAAAAAACAAAAACUGUUUUUAAACGACUGAGUUUGACCUCUUUGAGUUGGAUGCAAAGGCGAGGUAACACUUGAAAGCGAGACUUGUUUUUAUUUCGUUUUUUAAACAUGGGAUGGUUUUAAUUCGACGGGUGGGGACGUGACGAGCUCCUGCGCUGACACUAUCUUACCCGUGCCUGAUCUUCAGCCGAGGAGCCUCCCGUCUGAUUCUUUGGUGCUGUUUUAUUUUUAUUAUUAUUUUUAUUCGUUUUUUUUUUUUUUUUUUUUUAACAUCAAUACACAAAGCAAAGGUAAAUGAAAACGCUGCCUUCGGUGGCUUUCCACUUCGACAUGUGCAAUCGUGUUAACAUUCCACACUUCCUGACUUAUCAUUUCAUCUGCACCAGUUAACAUUAAUUAUUAUUAUUAUUAUUAUUAUUAUUAUUAUUAUUAUUAUUAUUAUUACUGUAAUUAUUAUUAUUUGUGUUUUUUGACCAUUAUUUCUUCCACAUUUUGGAUGAUCUCAAGUAGAGCCACUAGGCAAAGAGUGUAUAAUGUGAAAUUGAUUUUCUCUUCUUCUUCUUCUUCUUCUUCUUCUUCUUCUUAUUUUUGUCUUAUGAGUGAUUUCUCAAAGGAUCCCAUAGACUUUUUUUUUUUUUUUUUGUACAUAAUCCUGUAAAUGUCUUUAAAUACUUGAGCCGCUGCGUCGAGGUGCCAGAAAGAGGAAACGAAACGAAAAACACGUGAUGAAGAAACAGCCUUACCUUUCCGUUUCUUCAUCCGACCGGUGUGUGUGUGUGUGUGUGUGUGUGUGUGUGUGUGUGUGUGAGUGUGAGAGAGAGAGAGAGAGACGCGUACAGGGUUCCUCUGGCAUUGUGGAGAAAAUCUGAAGUGCUGCUUAUAUCGCUGAUAAAUAAGAUAUGGAGUAGCGAUGCCCCUCCCCCUCCCCCUCCCCUUCAUCCCAGGUUACUUGGUUUUGUUUUUUAGCUUUACUUUUUUAAAGAAAAGGGAGAGAAAAAAAAAAACCUACAAAAAACAAAAAAAAAAAAAGGUUUUUACAUUUUCAUUACUGAAAAUUCAAUGAUGAUGUAGCUACUCAUGUUGCACUGAGCUUGCCAGUGGUGACUGUCAAGGAAAAAAACAAAACAAAAACCCUAUAAUCCAGUUUGAUGGUUGUCGUCCUUUCCAGAAGACUGAACUGUUUUAGGACUAUUUAAUGAAAACAAAGUCAGGUUUGUUUGUUUUUUCAACAGGAAUAAAAACACGGUUGUUGAGUUUGUAUGGCCUUACGAUGUAUUUUAUUCACUUUUUUGCUGUUUGUUUUGGGGUUUUUUUGUUUUGUUUUUCCUGAAAGGUUGUAUGAAAGAUUUGCUAAGCGUCUGGCAAAGUUAAUUUAUUCUCACAGCGUCUCAGCCUUUCCACACACGGGAAGAUUUCAUGUUUGUUAUAUUGUUUAUUUUGUUGUUUGUUUGUUUGGUUUUUUUUUUUUUACUUUUCAAGUUUGUACUCAAGGUUUAAUAAAAACGUAUGGAAAA